This is a messenger RNA of Seriola aureovittata, 819 nucleotides long. It is a transcript of the gene kcne4, whose product is annotated as potassium voltage-gated channel, Isk-related family, member 4. Gene Ontology annotation, cellular component: membrane. Lineage: Eukaryota; Metazoa; Chordata; Actinopteri; Carangiformes; Carangidae. The coding region runs from base 171 to 716 and encodes 181 amino acids. The transcript has 2 exons. The record is from RefSeq and is a predicted model, not a curated record. Gene Ontology annotation, biological process: regulation of ventricular cardiac muscle cell membrane repolarization; regulation of heart rate by cardiac conduction; potassium ion export across plasma membrane. Gene Ontology annotation, molecular function: delayed rectifier potassium channel activity; transmembrane transporter binding; potassium channel regulator activity.
CUUACAAUCAGUCCCUGUCACGUGACUCAUGAUGAGCAUCCAGGGGUCUCUGUAUAAAUAACUUCAUCCAUGAAGCGGUGCGGCCAAACUCCACAAGAGCUGCAAGAAGACUCAAGCUGGAAAGAUUCACAUGAGACUCAGCCCCGCAGUUUGAGCGCUUUUAAGAAAAAAUGGAGCACCUGGAAAACUCCACAGCUUCACCCAAACGCAUCUUUGCGGACACACCGAGCAGCAUAAACCCCCAGGCGGACAAAAGCGACGGGAACGCAUACCUGUACAUCCUCAUAGUCAUGUCUUUCUACGGAAUCUUCCUCUGUGGCAUAAUGCUCGGCUACUUCCGCUCCAAGAGGAGGGAGAAGAGGAGGAUCAACAUCUUCACGCGCCUUGUGCACGAGGAGGAGCAGCGGGAGUGGGGCGCGCUGCCAAAGAAGCACAGCGUCACCUUUCCGGUCGCCGCCACCGGACUGCGCUCGGUGGAGGUGUCCCUGCCAUUCUGCGGUAACCACGGCAACCACUUCGGACACCUGCGCUACGAGGGCGCGCUGCCCUCUCCGCUGGCGUGCGCGCUGUGCACGGAGCAGAGCAGCAUCAGUUCCCUGUGCUCUUCCGCGGACACGCGCUUCGCCAUAGAGGAGGAAUCGGACAGCGGCACGGCGGAGGAACCGGAGGAGGCCAUUAAGGCGGGAUCUGAGAACAGCGGAGACGAUUCAGGCUGAACUCCGAUGUGUCAACUCAAAAAAGAGAGGACGAACAUCACCUGGAGAGAAGACCAGGCCAAUCAGCCCCAAAUAUACAUCCUCUGUUUGCCAUAACCCCCCC